Molecule: messenger RNA, 2030 nt
Organism: Oryzias latipes (Japanese medaka)
Lineage: Eukaryota; Metazoa; Chordata; Actinopteri; Beloniformes; Adrianichthyidae
Gene: trim105
Product: tripartite motif containing 105
Molecular function (GO): metal ion binding; protein binding
Source: RefSeq, a predicted model, not a curated record
UGACACCAAAACAUCAGCCCUCAGCUGGAGGGGGGUUUCCGGUGUGCGCACGCGCAGAUUCGAAAGCGUCGGACCAGGCUGCGCAGGAGCGGAUCAGACAAACAAGCGACGGACUUUGAAGCGUAUCUUGACCACAAAAAGAGGAAAGGUGCUUCUACUUUCACUUCUCCGUCUGGACUGAUCUGGGAGAGGAGAUCCAUUCCAUCAUGGCUGCCGCUGCUCCAUCCUCCUCCUCCAAAGGCAGCUUGAGGGAGGACCUGACGUGUGCCAUCUGCUGUGAUCUGUUCCGGGAGCCCGUCAUGCUCCCCUGCAUGCACCAUUUCUGCAAACCCUGCAUCUCCAGGUACUGGAGGGGAACUCUGGGACCCGUCAGCUGCCCGCAGUGCCGCAAGGAGUUCCAUUCCAAACAGUUUCAGACCAACUUCCUGGUGGCGGCUAUGGUGGAGAAGGUCCGUGCCACCACCUCAGACUCCUACACCAAGAGCCUGGAGAAAAAACUCAGGGAGAUGAUGGAGAGCCACCGCCAAAGAAAAGAGAACUUCAUCCUUGGUGUCCGCAAAGACAAAGACCUCAUCAAUGUCAUAAACAGGGUUGGGACAGACAUAAAGACACGCAUCAAAGGUGAAUUCCAAGCUCUCCAUCAGAUUCUGGAAGAGGAGAAAACCUCCAUGCUGGAGCAGGUCACACGAGAGCAGGAGGAGCAGCUGGAGAAGGUACAGCGCCACCUGGAGGCUUCGGAAUCUGCCAUAACAGAUCUGGAGGAAAACAUGCAAGUGCUGCAGCAGUUUAGCUCUGCAGUGGAUAACAUUGAACCAGCAGAGCUGCCACAAUUGAGACCCUUUUCCCAUGUGGACCGGGUCCAUCAUUUUGAUGUCGAUGCAUUCAGCAACAGAUACUUGGCUCCGCUGCAGUACAUGACGUGGAGACGGAUGUUCAAGUCUCUGAGGCCAGGUUUGUCUCCUUUGACGUUCGAUGUGGACACUGCGCACCCAAGUAUUCACGUCUCCAGAGACAAAACGGCAGCGGUUGAGUGUGACUUCAUGACCCAGCACGCCUGUCACAGCAAGCGCUUCCUCCAGUGUGUCAACGUUCUGGCUGCGCAGAGCUUCCACUCAGGACGACACUAUUGGGAGGUGGAGGUGGGCUCCAGCGCUAAGUGGGACCUGGGCGUGGCGUCGGAGGCGGUGGACAGGCGCGCCCGGGUCAAGCUGAGCCCCGAGAACGGUUACUGGACCCUGCGGCUGCGCAACCGAAGCGAGUACUGGGCCGGAACGCAGCCGUGGACAAGGCUGCAGGUCAGCUGUUCGCCGCAGAGGCUCGGCGUUUACUUAGACUGCGACGAGAGGAAAGUGUCCUUCUACAACGCCGACGACAUGAGCCUGCUCUACACCUUCAAAAACGGGCCGAGAGGCAAAGUGUUCCCCUUCUUCAGCCCGUGCAUCAGUGACGGGAGACACGGCCUGCAGCCCAUAAAGCUCCUGCAUCACCCCGCUGAGUCCCUGCAUGGCUAGCUGCAGUCCGUCAAUACUGAGGGGCCGUGCUUCCUCACACCCGACCAAGAACGCUUCACUUCAGCUUUUAAAAGACGCCUUUAUGUCAGAAGAGCACUUUAUUUUCAGCUGCACUUGUUUGUCAUUCUUUCAGUUCACAAUCAGCCCAAGUGCCUCAGAAAAUGACAGAUUUCAUGUUAGAUGCGGUAAUAUUAAUUCAACAGUAUAAAUAAAUAAAAAUCUGAUAUCAAAUCACAGCUUCUGUAGUGAACUGUUUAGGUUCAGCAAAUGACUUGGAUUUAAAAUGAAGAUUUAUUCUGAAAAAUCUUCAACCAAAUGUUUGUGUUUUAUUCAAAGUCCACAUUUCUUGUUCGGAAUGUUUCCUGUUAGCCUUACUCUUCAAUUUUAUCAUUUGUGCCAAAUUUGUAAUGACGUUUACUUGCUGUAUAUUACCACCGGUGUGUGAUUUCUUCAAGCAAAGAGGAUUUUUGUCACGAUUAAUCGGAAGAUUAAAAUAAAAAAAAAACUUUAUGAACCAGA